Molecule: messenger RNA, 864 nt
Organism: Andrographis paniculata
Lineage: Eukaryota; Viridiplantae; Streptophyta; Magnoliopsida; Lamiales; Acanthaceae
Exons: 1
Coding region: 1-864 (287 amino acids)
Source: RefSeq, a predicted model, not a curated record
AUGGCUGGGGGCACUCCAGGGCAUGUGGCAUUAGGGUUUGCUUUCUUACUCAUCGGAAUUUGGCAUCUUUUCAAUUCCAUCAAAAUCCAUUCCCUCAAUCCAACAUCCUUCCGGAUCCUUCCAUGGUUUCCGGCGCCAAGAUUCCGGCGGCUCGAGCCCAUCCUAAUCAUGGCCGUCACGGCGGCGUUCAUUUCCAUGGAGCUCUUCCACGGCCGGAAACUCCUCUCCCCCGACGGCACCAUCCCCUCCAGCAACCUCCCCCACCUCGAGCACUCCAUAAUCGCCCUCUCAUUCUUCGUCUACGCCGCCUUCGCCGCCGUCUUCGACGGCGGCGCCCCUCCCCCGCCGGCGAGCCACGGGCUGCUCCACUUCCUCCAGGCGGCGGCGUUCGCGCAGCAGCUCCUGAUCCUCCACCUCCACUCCACCGACCACAUGGGCAUCGAGGGACAGUACCAUUGGCUCCUCCAGACCGUCGCCGCCGUCUCGGCCGCCACCACCGUCGUCGCCAUCGGCUUUCCCGGCAGCUUCGUGAACUCCUUUAUCAGAGCUUUCAGCGUCGUUUUUCAGGGGGUUUGGCUCGUCGUCAUCGGCGCCGUCCUCUGGACGCCGCGGUGGAUUCCGGCCGGCUGCGCCUUGAAACGCGGCCCCGGCCGCGACGCCGUCGUCUGCGGCGGCGAUGGCGCGCUGGACCGCGCCAAAGCGUUGGUGAACAUCCAAUUCGGGCUGUAUUUGGUGGUCCUUAGCGCCGCCUCCAUUUUAUUUUACUUAGCCAUUCUCAAGCUUUACCCUAAUCGAGAAAAAAUUGAAUACAGAUCUCUGCAAUUGGAUCAAGAACACUCCGCCGAUGACCACAUCAAGAACUAA